Messenger RNA from Ananas comosus (pineapple), 3599 nucleotides. RefSeq names its product pentatricopeptide repeat-containing protein At1g53600, mitochondrial. The transcript has a single exon. The record is from RefSeq and is a predicted model, not a curated record. Gene Ontology annotation, biological process: RNA modification. NCBI's taxonomy places the organism in Eukaryota, Viridiplantae, Streptophyta, Magnoliopsida, Poales, Bromeliaceae. Gene Ontology annotation, molecular function: protein binding; RNA binding. Bases 221 to 2299 code for a protein of 692 amino acids.
CACACAUCAAAUCGGUGUUGAACGUGCUCUAAUCAAGUCGGCGGCGCAAUAGUUACCACCACCGACUUCACAUGUUGCGGGGGCCGCAACAAAAGUCGGUGACGAGACAUCUUUUCUGGCCGAAUUAUCGUACCUUGCUUCGUAUAUAAUGCAAAUUCAAAAAUGUUGUUCUCUCUCCCGAAAAAUAGUUAUUGCAUGUGCAUCUCCAUGAGCUCCAACAAUGCUGAGGAAACCCUCUCCCCACCUCCUCUCCGAAACCCUUCUCCCCCUCCAAAGUCUCCACCUUUAUCCCUCCAUUCGCCUCUCCACUUCACCCCCACCACCCAUUUCCACAAACCCUACCUCUCCCCGCUCCGAAUCCACUCGCUACUUGGUGGUCCACAACACCCAGAUCGCCAAGCAUGGGAGAAAUGGCGAAAUCCGAGAAGCCCAAUCCAUUUUCGACGCCAUGCGUAUCCGUGACGUUGUUUCGUGGACGGCGCUGCUCACGGCGUAUGUCGAUGCAGGCGAUGCCGCGACGGCACGGAAGGUGUUCGACGAAAUGCCAAAGAGGAAUGCUGCAUCGUGGAAUGCGAUGAUCUCGGGUUACUUACGGGCCUCGAAGGUCACUGACGCCUAUGAAUUGUUCGUUCGAAUGCCUGUGAAGAACGCAGUGUCGUUCGGCGCCAUGAUUGCCGGGUUCGCCAAGUGCAGCAUGAUAAGGGAGGCCGAGGGGGUUUAUGAUCAGAUGCCAAUGAGGUGGCGGGACCCGGUUGGUUCUAAUGCAUUGAUUUGCGGAUACUUGAGGGUUGGCAAGCUGGAUGACGCCGUGCGUGUUUUCGGGGCGAUGAAGGCGAAGGAUGUGUUCUCGUGGAGCUCGAUGGUUGAUGGGUUCUGUAAAUACGGGAGUAUUUUCGAUGCUAGAGAAGUGUUCGAUGUGAUGCCGGAGAGGAAUGUAGUUUCUUGGACUUCUAUGAUUCGAGGAUAUGUUAAGGCCGGAAUGUGGGAAGACGGAUUUAUUUUGUUUCUCGAUAUGAGGAGGGAAUCCGUGAGGGUCAAUUCGACCACACUCUCGGUCAUGCUUGAUGCCUGCAGCGAAUCUAGUAGGAUUGGUGAAGGGGUUCAAAUUCAUGGUAUUACUAUAGUAAUGGGUUUCGAAUCUGAUGCCUUCUUAGGUAAUUCCUUGAUUGUUAUGUACUCUAGAGCCGGUUUGAGGAUAGAUUCUAAGAGGUUAUUCAAUUGCAUGAAGAGGAAAGAUAUGGUGUCCUGGAAUUCAUUAAUCAACGGAUAUAUUCAGCAUGAUGCCAUUGAAGAGGCAUAUGAGCUAUUUGAGAUGAUGCCCGAAAAGGAUGCUGUUUCUUGGACUUCGAUGGUCGUGGGUUUUGCUAAUCGAGGAUGCAUGGGAGAAUCUGUCCGUCUUUUUGAACAUAUGCCGGGAAAAGAUGAAGUUGCUUGGACUGCUAUAGUUUCUGGAUUCAUAGCUAACGGGGAUAAUGAAAGUGCAUUGAUGUGGUUCAAUCGAAUGGUACAAGAAAGUUAUCGACCUAAUUCCAUAACAUUAAGCUGUGUGUUGAGUGCUUUGUCCGGUUUAGCUUAUUUGAACCAAGGGAUGCAAGUUCAUGCUUGUGGUUUAAAGAUGGGCUUAGGGCUCAAUGUAACUGUUCAGAGCUCUUUAAUCUCGAUGUAUGCUAAAUGUGGAAACAUGGGCGAUGCUUAUCGUGUUUUCUCAUGGAUCAGCGAACCGAGUCUCGUUAUCAUAAAUGCAAUGAUAACCGCAUUUGCACAACAUGGUUUGGCUGAGGAAGCCCUAAAACUAUUUGUGAAAAUGCAAGCAGAUGGGUAUAGGCCCAACUAUGUUACGUUCUUAGGAAUCCUUUCUGCUUGUGCUCACGCAGGCUUUGUUGAAGAAGGGUAUAACUGCUUCCAAUCUAUGAGCACUAUUUAUGGGAUCCAACCUGGGCCGGAUCACUAUACCUGCAUGGUUGAUCUUCUUGGGCGUGCAGGAAUGCUUUAUGAAGCUUUGGAAUUGAUCAAAUCGAUUCCAUUUAAACCCAGUUCGGACGUGUGGGGGGCUUUGCUUAAUGCAAGUAAAAUCCACUUCAAUCUUGAGUAUGCAAAGGUAGCGGCAAAAGGGCUUUUAGAGUUGGAACCCAAUAAUGCAACAGCUUAUGCUGUUCUAUCUAAUAUGCUGUCUUCAGCUGGGCUAAAGGAGGAGGGGGAAAAUGUGAGAAUGGCGAUGCAGUCCAACAGUUUUAGGAAGAAUCCAGGUUAUAGUUGGAUUAUACUGGAUAAGGAUACAAAUCAGCCGAGUGCAGGAUAAGUUUUCACAGGCAUUACAGAUACCUCCUAUAUUUCGAUGAAUCAAAAGUGAAUGUUUCACUCACUAUGGUUGGAUCGUGGGUGAAUGUUUCAAUCAAUUCAUGCAAAUUCGCAGCCGGCGAAAAGAUCAUGCUUUUAUAUCUGGAAACACAUCCUCUUAUACAAUUUAAACUAUCUUGAACCAAGAAGCGAGUUACAAUUAUAUUUGAACCAAGAAGCGUUUUCACGGUGAAAACGUCUACUUGUGAUAAAAUACAGCCCGUAUGAUCACAUCCUCUUAUACAAUAUAAACUAUCUUGUUCCUCUUAUUCUCUUGAACAAAAGCUUCGCCACAGAUAAAUCUGAAGUAGAAAGAGAUGUCUUUUCCCUUUAUUGUUGCCCAACUUAAUGUCCUUCUCCAGUGCUUAUGGGAGGCUGCAGGAAGCGAAAGUCAUCAAAAUGCUAUCGGCAACAAGCACACGCUGCAAGAGGUAUAAAAAUGUAUUUAGCGAAGGAAGCAUUUUUACCUGGAGCAAUCAUACUCUAAGCUGAUGGGGAAGGGGAGUGGGGUGCCGCAUGCGGCAGGGAGCUUGCUGACGGCAUCGUCCUUGAGAUUCUUCAAGUGCGCCGCCGCCUGCUUAAUGCAGUUGCACGCGAAGCGACGUUCCGCCGUUGUGCCCGCCACCAGUGUUCUGAGUUUCUUCAGCCCGUCGCAGCAGGCAGGGGCCGGGGACUGCUGCUCACCUGUCAGGUAAGAGAUGCAGGGGGCGAUGCACAUAUCGACGUCGGUGCAGCUCAUUUCAUGGGCCCGUUCGGCCGCCACAUAGGCGACCAAAAGAGUAAGGAGCAGAGAUGCAACCAGAGUCUUCAUGUUAUCUCUUUUUCUGUUUGUAAGUGAGUAGAGGUGUUGUAGCAGAGGGGUGGGGAUUUUAUAGGGAGAUUGUGGAUGGGGUUUAUAUGAUGGGUAUGAAGAGCUUGUUUAAGGUUUUGCUUUUCGGUUACGGUGUUGAGCUCAUAAUGCAAGUGCAACUUGCUUUCUGUUGUAAAGUCAUCAACCGCUUUCGCUUUGUUUCAGAGAUAACGAAAUAAAUAUGGAAUUGUAAAUCAGAGCCUUAAUUUUAAAAGGCAAGGUCGAAUUCAAAACCCUGAAUGUGUUUCAAUGAUCAAAUUUGUGAAAUUGUGAACUUCUGAUCAUCGAGUUUCUGUAAGAAGAUCAUGAGGACCACUUGGAUCAAAUUUCACUUUUAACUAUUGGUUAUAGAUAAAAAAAGUGGAGCUUCUCAAACUAUCAACUAAAAAAUUUAUGCAUUGUGUUUGACCCU